This is a messenger RNA of Lathyrus sativus (Indian pea), 1221 nucleotides long. The record is from the annotation of a GenBank genome assembly. Lineage: Eukaryota; Viridiplantae; Streptophyta; Magnoliopsida; Fabales; Fabaceae.
AUGUUAGCCCUAUAUGAAUCAUCGUUUCAUUCAUUUGAAGACGAAACUAUAUUGGAUGAAGCAAUAAAUUUCACCACAAAAUAUCUCAAAGAGUAUGAUUUGAAUGACAAUAGAGAUACCUACAUAUCACAUCUAAUAAAUCAUGCUUUGGAGCUUCCUUUACAUUGGAGAAUUCCUCGAUGGGAAUCUCAGUGGUUCAUUAAUGUAUAUGAAAGAAAGCAAAAGAUGGAUCCAGUUUUACUUCAAUUUGCUAAAAUGGAUUUCAACAUUGUUCAAAGCUUUUAUCAAGAAGAACUAAAGCAAGCAUCAAGAUGGUGGAAAAGAACAGGCCUUGGAGAAAAGUUGAGCUUUGCAAGAGAUAGGUUGGUUGAGAACUUUGUUUGGACUGUGGGAACAAACUUCAACCCAAAUUUUGAAUACUCUAGAAAAGUUAUUACAAAGGUGAAUUCCUUAAUUACAGUAAUUGAUGAUGUCUAUGAUGUUUAUGGUACCUUGGAAGAACUAAAACUCUUCACAGAAGUGAUUGACAGAUGGGAUCCAAAUGGCAUGGACAAUCUUCCAAUCUAUAUGAAAAUAUGCUUUGAGACACUCUAUAAUUUUGUGAACGAAUUUGCUUUAGAAGUCCAAAGUAAGAGUGGAUACCAUAUCACUCCACAAAUAAAGAAAACGUGGACAAGUCUAUGUAAAGCAUAUUUGAUUGAAGCAAAGUGGUACUAUGGUGGAUACACACCAAGCCUUGAAGAAUACUUAGAGAAUGCAUGGAUUUCUAUAAGUUCACAUGUUAUACUUACACAUGCUUACUUUUCGAUUCCACAGUCAUUCAAAAUGGAAGACUUGGUUUGUUUAGAAGAAAACUCCAACAUAAUUCGAUUUUCGGCUAUGAUUUCACGUCUUGCUAAUGAUCUUGGAACAUAUAAACGUGAAAAGGAGACAGGUGAUAUUCCAAAGUCAAUUCAAUGUUACAUGAAUGAAACUGGAGUUUCUGAAACUCAGGCUCGUGAGUAUUUAAAUUCAAUGAUAUAUAUAAUAUGGAAGAAGAUGAAUAAAGAAGUUCAUACUUCCUCUUUCUCAGAAAGUUUCAAAGAUACUGCUAUAAACUUAGCUAGAAUGUCAUUAUGCAUGUACCAGCAUGGAGAUGGCCAUACCAUUCAAGAUUCGAGAAUUCAGAAUCACGUAAUGUUAUUAAUUUUUAAUCCCAUUCCUAAUGUAUAUACUAAAUAA